UUUAUUCUACCGAUGAUAAUAGUACUUUAUCGAUUACUAUUGUAGAUAAUAAAUAUAAUCCUCAUAAUUUAUGGAAUGGUCGAUGGCGUUCAACUUGGGUAAUUUCACCUGAAUCAAAUGAAUUAAAAGGAACUAUUAAAGUGAAUGUUCAUUAUUUUGAAGAUGGUAAUGUCCAAUUGAAUGCUUCCAAGGAAGUUGAAAUUACAGCUUCACCGAAUUCUGAGGAACCAGCUGAUAAAGCUAAAGCUUACACUAAAUCAAUUACCAACGCUGAAAAUGAAUUUCAAAGUUCAUUAAACGAAUCUUAUAUUGAUUUAUCAGAAAAUACUUUCAAAGGACUGAGACGUGCACUUCCUUUGACGCGUCACAAACUCGAUUGGGAUAAGAUUUUGAAUUACAAAAUUGGUCAAGAACUUGCAAACAAAGCAACAUAA
Messenger RNA from Dentiscutata erythropus, 434 nucleotides. The record is from the annotation of a GenBank genome assembly. NCBI's taxonomy places the organism in Eukaryota, Fungi, Glomeromycota, Glomeromycetes, Diversisporales, Gigasporaceae.